Messenger RNA from Symbiodinium pilosum, 363 nucleotides. The record is from the annotation of a GenBank genome assembly. Lineage: Eukaryota; Dinophyceae; Suessiales; Symbiodiniaceae.
AUGGACCAGAGCACACUGACGGACAAGGAGAUCAGCCAGUGCCAUGGCCUCAUCAUGAAGGCUCAGUGGAGAACUGCUCAGACAUCUUUUCGGUACUCUGCCAGUGUGGGCAUAGCGGCCUCAGCGCUCACAGGCCCGAGCAUCUCAAACCUCAAGGAGGCCAACAGCAUCCUGAAGGGGAUGAAGAAUACAGCGAAGGAAGACCUCUACUACCACUCGUUCAACUUCCGGACUAGCGGAGGAGUUGAUCUGGAAGCCGUCCAGUUUGGAGACGCAGGCCACAAGAGCAGGGGUGACCAAUCCUCGCUCGAUCGUCCAGCCAGAGGCACCACCCCAUCGAAAGAAAAGGUUUUUGUGAGCUGA